Molecule: messenger RNA, 3868 nt
Organism: Tigriopus californicus
Lineage: Eukaryota; Metazoa; Arthropoda; Copepoda; Harpacticoida; Harpacticidae
Product: nucleolar and coiled-body phosphoprotein 1-like
Exons: 3
Coding region: 1233-3608 (791 amino acids)
Molecular function (GO): protein binding
Source: RefSeq, a predicted model, not a curated record
AGGAGGACGUGUCCCGGCCCGCCUGGUAUUCGCCGGGACCUUGGCCGGGAGUGGAAGAAUCCCUUGGAUUGAAUGUUCUUCAUACAAGAUCGAGCGGUGGCACUGCCAGUAGUUGCAAGGUGCUUGCUGCCAACAUACGAAGCAACAAUUCCAGCCACCCAAUGUCGUCGAUGAUUUCAACGUGAACGGGUUGCUAGUCGAUCAUUAUUCAUAAACGAGUUUCCAAUUGCAUUUCAUCUCCUCUCCUGGUCAUCGUGAGAGCAGAAUCGAAGUGAGUGAGUGUGUCACCGGCUCUUCCGAGAACACAGAGAACACUGACUCAGUCCCUCAGUCACUGAUGAGUGAGUGAGUGAGUGAGCUGAACCUCAGGAGUCAGUACAAGAUCGUCCUCGAGUACCGCUGCAUCCCCCGCCCUUUUCUGCCUGGCCUUUUCUCGCCGUUGGUAAUAUCUCUCCUGUUCCCCAUUGUGUGGGCUGGGCUUCUUCAACUCAAGCGGUUUCAAGCUGUCUGUCACGCCAUGGUCACGCACGCACAUUGAGCUUGGCCUGUCCCUCCCUCCAGCCUUCAUCGGCCAUCGCACGAGGAAAGAUUCCUUCCCCGGUGAGGAAGAAAGCUUUCCGUUUCCCCUGGAGCUCCUAGCCGUCUAUCGCAGAGAAGUAACUGAAAAGGCUUCAUUGGACCGAAUUGAGAGCCUCAGCGGCAGCUUUCCCUCCUCAUUCCCCGGGCGUUACUUAGUUGCCCCCCCCCUCUCCUCAGUCCUCCUCGAUUCGCCCGUCUCCUGUCUUUUUGGCCAGCCCGGUUGGGUGGGUGGUGAAAUUUUCCCCAUUGGCCGCUCAGUUUCCCUCAUUGGCCUUGCUAGGGCUUGAAAAAGACCGACUUCACAGCGAGAGAGAUCUACGAAAGAGGUGACAAGAUCAUAGUGCUUAUCUGGAGCUGAAGUGAGAUUUCCCAAGUGUCGGGGAGAUUGGUGUCGAGUGUGAAAAUUCGCAUCAUUCUCACAAUUUCCGGGAACAAAUCUGCACACUCGCAUUGUGAGAUUGUCGCUCAGGCCCUCCAACAGCUUACGUAUCAGGCUCUUUCUCUAUCCACGUUGAGUCUGCUCAGUUGCCACACCUCAAAAAACACCGACCACAAUCAUCAAAACUAUCCUUCAAAAAGUGAACUAAAGUGCUCUACUUCCACGUGGUUUGACGUCACGCUAACUUGAAGGCACAAACCACUACUUAGUAACCAUGGAGGUCAAGACCGAUUGCGUCCGACCUUGGCAUGUCUACACCUUUUUAUUUGGAGUCUUCUGGCUUCUUAGUGGCUAUUUUGAUAACUUUAUCAUCUCGUUUAUUCUUUGCGUGAUCGGCGGUUUCGUCUCUGAAAUCAUCAACAAAUCCAUCCCAAUCCAGUUUCGUCCCUUGUCACCGGAACAGCCCGAAGCUCCGCAGGUCUCAAGUCAAUCUCCUCCUCAAGAGGCACUUUUGGAUUCGUUCUACGACAAACCUCUGCCUCCAGAGCCUGUAAUCGAUGAAACAGAAGAGGCCAUAUUGGAAGAUGCAGCUGCACCACCUCAAUAUCAAGAGGUCCGUAGUCCUUCGCCCAUGGAGGAAGAGGAUCAACAACAACAACAACAAGAUGAGGAGGAAAGCGAGCAUGUGCCAGAACCACAGAUCCAAUCUCCAACUCCUAUUCCGGUUGUCGAGAGUACCCCAGAAUCAGAAAUCCGACCUUCGACUCCUGUCGAGGAAGCCAAGCAUACACCAGAGCCAAUGAUCCGCCCACCGUCCCCUAUUGAGGUAGUCGAACAUUUGCCGGAGCGAGAAUCUCCUGUGGAAAAGGAAGCAGAGUUCUUUGGAAGUGAUCCCAUCCCAGCUGAAGCUGAAGCCUCUCUCAGUGCUCUCAAGGAGCAAUUUAACGCCAAAGACUCUCCAUCAGAAUCAGAAUCAGACAAUGAGGAGGUGGAUCCUGAGCCAUUGACCAAGCCUGCCGAAGAGGAAUCACGAGGACAUUAUGGACAUUCCGCCGGCCUUAGUCUUGAGCCCGAACCUGAAAAAGAACCAGAAUUGGAAGAGCGGUUCAAAGACCAUAACUUGUUGGACGACGAGAUUCCAAAGCAGCCUCUAUCCUCGCCUCCUGAGCAAGAGGAUGUAGUGAUCCCUGUCAUUGAGCAACAGUCAGAGUCCACGGAGGCCCAAUAUGGCCAUCAAAAAGAUGAUGCUUAUUCUGACAUUCAACAUAAGACAGAGGAAACCUCCGCUAAGUCUGAUCCGAUCGACUUUGACGAUGAUUGUAUGGAAGAUCAGGAGGACUUGAUUCGAAAGAAGCGGGAAGUCGUCGAAGACGAUUUCGAGGCAUCUUUUGAGAAGGAAAGAACCCCACCUAAGAGCAUGUCACCCGAACAGGAAUCCAAAACUAUUCUGGAGGACAUGCCACAUAUCCCCAACAGAAAUUCGGACACCUUCGAGCCUAACGUAAUGGAGCAAUUAAAAGAAGAAUACACCUCCAAUGUCGAGAAGGCAAAAGAAAUUCUUCCCGAUAGCCUCGUUAAUCCCUCGGAUUCUCCUACAAAAUCUCGAGAUUCUAGUGACGAUGAAGACAAGCCAGAGCCAGAGACAGCCAAGGCCUCUGAGGAGCCUUUUUCCUUCUCCAAAAUUGGAGACAAGCUCGAAGAGAUGAAAGAUGAUAUCAUGGGACAUUUUACCAACAAAAACGACAGUGAUCAUGAGAAGGAUGAAGGUGAAAAAGCCGAAGAAAAGAAGCCGGAGGAGGAGAAGGAGAGUGAAAUCAAAGUGGAUGACCUUCAACCCAAAUCUUCCAGCCCUACUGAUCCCUUCCAAGAUCUGUUGGAAAAGAAGCAUGACGAACACGAUCUGAGCGUUCUCGAGAAAAAAUCUCCAUCACCAUCGCCUUCUCAAGAAAACUUGACUAUGGCUGAUGCACGGAGAAGCCCUUUGGAACCAGAACUGUCCACCUCGGCCCAAAAUCAAGCCCAAGUCAUGGACCUUCUCGAUGAUGCUCAAAAGGAAUCCAUGUCUCCCAAAUCCGUAUCUCCGAUUGGAAACGAAAUGGCACAGCCCGAUCAUUCCAAAGAAGGUCUGUCAGUGGAAGACGAAGACGAGAUUUCUGACCCACUGGAAGCCCAAAGGAAAGCCUAUGAGCAAGUUGCUCGGGACCAAGGAGGGUCCGAUGCUUUGGUUCGACCCUUGGAUGUCUUGUCCGUGUCUACCACCGACACAAAUGCGGAUGAUAUCAGUCAUCGUGCCGUUUUUGGUGACGACCAAGAGCAUGAUGCUGAUCAACUAGAUGAGGUUCUCGACCGUCAGGAAGAUAAUGAUCAGAGUUCCAAGGAUAGUGGUAGUGAGACUAGCGAUAACUUAAAGAUGAGCCCAGACGAAUCGCCCAAAGGAAUCAUGGGCUUGGGCUCGCAAUUGGCCAAUUUUGCCAACGAGAAUAUCAUCGAACCCGUGAAAGAUAGCAUUCAUCCAGCACCUGCGAAGGCAGAUACCCCUCCUGCCAUUGACAUUGACUUGAAUGACCCUUUGGUGGAAGUGGCCGCAACGAAGAUCCAAGCGGCGUUCAAGGGAUAUCGAACACGCUCCCAAAUGAAGAUGACCACCUAAUGGACUGGGUCUAUCGAAUCCUGUGUAUAAAACCACGUUUUCAACUCCUUUAAGCGUCUUUACUGAACUUUUUUACUUCGACUACUCUUGGUCUUCAUUCGGUGGAAAUACGAGUUCUCUCCUUGAUUCUUAACUGAUCUUCUUAUACUUACGUUGCUGUAGAAGUAACCAUGAUAAUUAUUAAGAGUACGUAUUUCAAUUAAUCAUCUAAUGUACAUCAUACAAAUAGAGAAAUUAAAUACCCAGGAAAGUGAUACCGA